AAAAGCACGAAUACCAAAGGAUGUGAAGGACCUCCGGUACAAGCCCUAGACCCCUUAGCGGACUUGUAGGGGAGUAUGAUGUUGACUCUGUGGCCUGAUUGCUUAAUUAUCUGUCAUUUUUGCUGAAUCAGUGGUACAGACAACAAUUCAGUCAUGGGCUAGUUCAUCCUGACCUAGCGGAGUGCUCAGCUCUGCCUGAACGAACUGCGUUUGACGGUGAAUCAUCUUGGCGUCGACAAAAAUCCACUCGUCGCCUGCAAACCUUUCCUAGAUGUGAGACACCACUCGUCGCUGCGUAGGCGCCGUCUCACCAUCCUGGCAAGCAAGUUUCCAGCUGUGAUGCGAACCAUGGAUGGGUCCAUCUGAGGAGUCUCGGAGUCCGAGACGGACGACGCCAACACGCGUGCUGAAGAUUGAUGUGUCGGCCAUGUCGCGAUGCUGGAAUCGACCAGCAUGGGGCAUGAAUUCAGGGACAGACAGAUAGUCCGUCAGUUCCAGAGGGUUGACGUGUUCUACUCCCUCAGCAUGGGAGGUCCAUAUACCUAAUUCGCCUCCACGCUGACCUCACUGGUUGGGGCCAUCUGUAGUGACCAUCUCCCUGUGAGAGUGGACUACUCCCUUUCAUGAGACCCCUCCCCCCCUCCUUUCCUCUCUUGAGAUUCGCGGUUUAAUCACACGCUCGGUCCAAUUCAAUUUGAUUCGUAUCGCGCUUUUUACAACGGACCUUGUCUCAAAGCAGCUUUACAGAAACAUAUGAACACAGGAUACAGAUUUUAAGUGUGUGGAUUUAUCCCUAUUGAGGAAGAAACCUUGAGAGGAACCAGACUCACAAGGGAACCCGUCCUCAUCUGGGUCACAACCGAUAGAGUGAAAGUAAAAGAAAGUUGGAAAAUGUUUUUUUAUAUGAAGUCUGUUUUGUUGAACCGGUCCACUGUUCACUAAAGGAGACCCGAGUGUAAAACCGCAUGUUGUAAUCGCAGUCCCGAGGCCAUCGCAGCAACUACACUCCCAGCAACCACAGCGAGAACGUCCACGUGGAAUUGAGGUCCAAAACAAUUUCAUGGUACUUCAAGCGAUACACCAUCCUCAGCAAUCUCCAGGCUGCACCGCUUUGAACUGAACUGAACCCGAUUCUGAAAUUCCAACACACCCCAAGGGGACUAUUGUUCGCAAUCGCAGCAUUCUCAGCAGGACUGAAUCGGAUUGGUGAGCAAAAUAAUGUCUGCCACAUAUUAAGGUGACCAUCACCGUGCUUGCAUCCUCAGAACACCCAUGGUGCUAGAGACAGGCCAAAAGAUAAGACUUUGAAGCGAGACUAUCCAUGGAAGGCAAACCUUAAAAGUCACAUCUGUGCUCUGGACCAGUGGAAACACUGCAGAGGCGUAAACCAUUGUGGUUGCUGCACAGCAUGAAACCAUCUGACGUGAUCAAAGUGCCAAAGAUAGUCAUGUGGCCUAGCUACGUUUUAGCGCACUGGAGAGCCUGGACAUGUUAUCGCGAACAGUCUGAAACUCCAUUUUAAUGCGCACAGUCAGCGUCUAGCAUCGUCACGUGUAUGUUUCACGAGGUUUUGUUUUGUUUCGCGUCAGAUCAGAGUGCCUAAUUCCCACAGCCGGAUCUCUCAUCCAUACUUCAUCCUCCUCUCCUCCGUCUCAUCCGUAUGCAUUAUUGAAGCAAGCGGCAAAUCAUGUGGGAAGCUGCGGUCUGCCCUGGAUUUUUUUUUUUUAUUUUUGGUCGUUUUGUUUCUACAUCGUUAUGCUCUUCCAUGCUCUCGCUAGUGGAUCUGAAGGUUGCUUUUAUAAAAAGUGUAUAGAAAUAAGCGACUCCGAGCCGAGCUCAAACCCAGCUCUCGGAUAUCGACGAGAACGUCACUCCAAGCGCUGCUGGAGGACGUCCUGAUCGACAGCUGCUUCCAAGCGACGCGACGAAUGCCGGAUGAUCUCAUGGCCCUGGCGAUGGUCAUGCUGUAUGACCUGCAGGACAGGAAGUUCCAGCCCAGAGAGCCAAUGACAGGAGAAGGGGAGGGGCUUGUAGAGGAAGUGAGGCUGGUGGAGGACAGCCUCUUCAGAUUUAGGACUAAGCUUGCGGCGUCUCUGGCUCGCUUCCGAAUCAAGCAGGAUCUGGUGUGUAUCGAUGACAUUCUGCCAAAAAGUGUGAAGGAAAAGCACCAGAGAAAACACAAACUACCCACCUGUGCCUGGGUCAACACACUCAAGAGCAGCGUGGAUGAAGUGUGUGUGACGCUGAAGACGCAGGGCUUCGUCCAGGUGGAUCCACACACACACCUGGAAGGGAGAGUGUUCUGUAAGGACGCACACUGUCCCGAUGUCCUGCUGUUUCCACGCCAAGCGCGAGAACUUCGAGACAAGACGACGCUGUUACUGGAUCGCACGCUUAUAAUACAGGAGAAGUCCCGCAGUCUGGCCGUGUGCGCACUGCGCCCCCUGUUGGCCAAAAACACGGAUAUUCUGUUAGCGGGGUCGUUCUCUGCACACACCGUAGCUCACGUCGGCGUCCAGGCGUCGGUCUUUUCCAACCACGUCUACGUCUGCGGGAUUCCUGCCGACUCCGCCCUCAGGGAGGAGCUACACGUGACGCUCUCUCGCAUUGGCUGCAAAAACGUACGCUUGCUGUCUGAACGACUUGCCGAGCUGAGCGAAGGCGAUUCGCGUCUCCAGAAGGUUCGAGUCGUUCUCGUGCUGCCCCGCUGCACAGCUUCAGCACUCAGUGACCCCACAGCGCAUAUUAUUAACGAGGACGGAGACAGGAAGCUGCUGCAGGAUCUGUCUCAGGGCGCGGUGUCCGACGCAAACCUGGAGCCCCUGAUCCACAAACAGAUAGACGACCUGAGCCACGCCCUGACCUUUCCCAAGGUGCACGGCGUGGUCUACUGCACGUGCUCGGUGUAUGCCGAGGAGAACGAGCUGGUGGUGAAGAGAGCGCUCAAGAACGCCGCUGCCAGGACCAAGUUACGGCCGUUCAGGAUAGUAUCUACAGGAUGGACGGAUGAGGAGACGUUCUUAAGACUGCAGGCUUCGGACACCGGCGAGGGCUGCUUCCUCUGCGUGCUGAAGCGAGAGGAAGCAGAAACCGUACAGAACAUACUGGCACGUGCAGCAGCGAAAGGUCUCCUGAACGGACUGGCACUUCAUGAAAAACUCAAGAAAACGAGGAGGAAAGACAAACAAGGCGGAGCUCCGACGACUCCUCUUCCUCCUCAACCUGACCCCUCGCUCACCAGCGCCCCAAGUGUUUCUGAACGGCUUCCCGUUGACCCCACUCUCCCAGAAGUUGCCCUAGAACACCCCCGCCGUCCUUCUCUUUCCCCGAACGACGGUCCUGCGCAUCCGAAUCACGCUCCGGCCGCCGGACUCGUAGAGAAUCGGGCUUCCGAGGCGGCGCGUCGGUACAAAAAGAUCCGCAGGCGGAAAUCUAGAGCGUCGAGAUACGGGGCGAAAACCAAGAAGCGCAGGACGCGAUCGUCUCGUAAGAAACCGCCUCGCCGUCGCGUUCGACCUGCGGAAGAUGUGGCCCCGUGACUAAAACCCGGACGAGUUUACGAUAGAAAUAAAGAGAAAGGAAGGGAUUAGUGUUUCUGAUAUGCCGUUUAUUCUCACAACAGAUUACAUUUAGUAUGGGGGUACAAAGUAGUGUAGAGGAGAAGAAGCCAUUGUUUCCACAAGAAUUCAACUGUGUGUGCGUGAGUGUGUGUGUGUGUGUGUAACCAGGAAGUCAUAUCUCUACUGAAUCUAAAUCCCGUGAAUCUGCACGCUCCGCUGUGGUUCUGUUCCAGAGAUUGGAACAAGGUCCGGUGAGAACACUGAAAAAAAUGAGGGGAAGCUGUGCAAAAAAACCGGAAACAAUUAAAAGCGUUAAACAUGUCGAAUUCGAGUGUGAAGAACAAAAUGGCCGACAAAAACGACAAACCAAAAGGUAAAACAAAGUGUUUUUGAAGCCACUUCAACAAUAUCUCAUAACAGUUCCCUCUCCAAAAUAGCUCAGCGACCCGGUUUCUUUAUUUCUCGUCGUGGAGCGAUUUCUUUAGUGCGAGCCACGGUCGAGAGAACGUCCGAGCGCAGGUCACGUACGGAUAUAAAAUAGAAUAAAUAAAAUUUUUAAAAUCUUCUUUUGUGUUUCGGGCCAACGUCCUUCUGAAAUUGUCCCUCGACAUGUGACGCGAAAGGCGUCUCUCUUAUUUCUGAUUUCGCUUCGUUUUCCUCUCGAGCUAAAAGAAUGCAUAGAUUAGACACUUACGGCUCACGGCCCGAGCUCUCGUACGGCUAGUGUCUCUAGAAGACCCGUAAAAUAAAUUCUUUCCUCCCGCUCUUUUCCUGUCCGGCGGUUUAACACCACCACGUACAGCAAGUUGAACGUGUUCACGAGACGUCGGGAGGCAAAUCAUAUACAAAAAACUAAAAAAAAAUCUCAAAAGUGAAAAAAAAAUAAUAACAUAUACAUAUAUUUAAAAAAAAAAACAUAGCUUAUGAUGUGAUAUGCACUUGCAAAGUGUUCUAUGGAUACUGUACACACGUACACAAGUGACAUCUCGAAACCCGGACACGGUGAUGAGAUUAGGACCACAGCUGACACGGUAGGAAGGACUACGAACUCCAGAUCACAGAUAAGCUGAUGUCAGGCGUUAAAGCGCACCGGUUACGGCUCUGAAACGGGCCUAAUUUUGUUUUAAAGGUCUCACACACGCAUCCGAGGUCUACAAACACUUUAACGUGCUCAUAAUUUAAACUGCAGCAUUACCUUUUUUUCCCCCCAGUGUCACAAACGACUCGUUAAAUGAUCCGUUCUAAAUGAUUCGUUCUGAACUCCUCCUUUCAGAGAGCAUACUCUGCUCUGAUUGGUCAGACGUUGUGAUUGGUCUACCGCUGUCAGCGUGUUUCAAAAAGGAAACGCCCACUACCGUAACGGGUUUCAGCUCCGUCUGUCAGCGAGCAGCCGAUGAAGAGCAGAGGCGGGGCUUUUUGUUACAGACCUACGUAGGUUAGUACAGGAAGUAAAGUCCGGAAUCACGAACGACUCGAUUCAGCCGUUCAGAAUCGAUUCCUUCUUUUAGGAGUCGGUAACUCCGUUUGUCCUGCGCGUCGAUUUUUGAAACUUUGCAGACUUUUUACAUUCACAAACAGCUACGUCGAUAACACACUACAUGAGAGGGAAUAUCUGAAAAACCAUAACAGGUGCGCUUUGAACGCCGAUUCGGCUCCCGGGACGAGCGUGUCUUUAUUUUCGCGUCCUCUCGCCACCUGGAAGCGGCGCUCGGACGCCGAACCGAGCUCCUCGACGUCCGAACGUCGCUCCGGACGUGCCUUAAGCGCGUGCGCGGUUUUGUUGCCAUUUCGUCGUCACGUCAGCGUCCAAGUCGUAAACAAGCUUUAAAAGGAAACCAAAGAAGAAGGGAAAAAAAGGCAUCUUCACUGAGGCAAUAUAAAAUAAGCGACUCCACAGGACAUCAUUUCUCGGCGUCGAAGGGUUCGAUCCGUCAGCACGGGCUUUUUUUUUUUUUUUUUCUUUUUUAAACGCCGAGUUGCAAAAUCAGC
This is a messenger RNA of Ictalurus furcatus (blue catfish), 5549 nucleotides long. Its product is annotated as putative methyltransferase NSUN7. Gene Ontology annotation, molecular function: methyltransferase activity. The record is from RefSeq and is a predicted model, not a curated record. NCBI's taxonomy places the organism in Eukaryota, Metazoa, Chordata, Actinopteri, Siluriformes, Ictaluridae. The transcript is spliced from 11 exons. The coding region runs from base 1929 to 3539 and encodes 536 amino acids.